This is a messenger RNA of Larimichthys crocea (large yellow croaker), 4530 nucleotides long. RefSeq names its product solute carrier family 2 member 1b (gene slc2a1b). Gene Ontology annotation, biological process: dehydroascorbic acid transport; response to insulin. The transcript is spliced from 10 exons. Lineage: Eukaryota; Metazoa; Chordata; Actinopteri; Sciaenidae. The record is from RefSeq and is a predicted model, not a curated record. The coding region runs from base 453 to 1928 and encodes 491 amino acids. Gene Ontology annotation, molecular function: D-glucose transmembrane transporter activity. Gene Ontology annotation, cellular component: apical plasma membrane; basolateral plasma membrane; plasma membrane.
ACAAUGUUGCGUCAGCUACCCUAAAUAUAUUAACCCUGAGCGGGUGCCGUCUCCCAAAGAAAGAACGGUUUCCUCGAUGUUGGAGAGUCUCGGUUCAGCAGCCGAACAACUACAUCCUGGAAGAUUGCACACAUCCAAGAGGUUGUGAAAUUCAAGCUUUGCGGGAGGUCUGGAAGAAGAAAAAAAGAAGAGCACCGACAUCACCGACCUCCAGGUCAGUUUAAAGAGAAAUCCACAGAGCUCACUUGUGUGAAGCAUUCACCUUUAAAACAAGUUUGAAACCAUUUCAACGGAGCAAAAAGAAAAAGUAAACCUCAAGAUGACCGACGUCUGAGCGAAGAGACACCGAGGAACUUCUUCCAUCGUCGCCUCUGACAGAAGAAGAAGACAAAGAAAAAAAGAUAAAGAAGAGCCAAUAUACCCUGAAAGCGCCAGCAGCAACGACAGCAACCAUGGACUCAGGAAAGCAAAUAACGUUUCCCUUGCUGAUGAGUGUUGGAUCAGCUGUGAUCGGCUCCCUGCAGUUUGGCUACAACACAGGUGUCAUCAAUGCCCCUCAGAAGAUUAUUGAGGAUUUCAUCAACGACACGUAUGCAGAGCGCUACCAUGAGCCAAUCACCAAGAGCUCCCGCACAGCCAUCUGGUCCAUCGCUGUCGCCAUCUUUUCCGUCGGUGGCAUUUUUGGAUCCUUUUCGGUUGGACUUUUUGUCAACCGCUUUGGAAGGAGGAACUCUAUGCUCAUGGCUAACAUCCUGGCCUUUAUCGCAGCCAUCCUGAUGGGCUUUUCAAAGAUGGCGAGCUCUUGGGAAAUGCUGAUCGCUGGCCGUUUUGUGGUAGGCCUCUACUCCGGUCUCUCCACAGGCUUUGUGCCAAUGUACGUGGGUGAGGUCUCUCCAACUGCCCUACGAGGAGCCCUGGGCACCCUCCACCAGCUGGGCAUUGUUCUCGGCAUCCUCAUUGCACAGAUCUUUGGAAUGGAAUCAGUCAUGGGCAACCGUAGCUUGUGGCCACUCCUCUUGGGCUUCACCUUCAUUCCUGCAGUAAUCCAGUGCAUCCUGUUGCCACUGUGCCCCAAGAGCCCCCGUUUCCUGCUCAUCAACAAAAAUGAAGAGAGCAAGGCCAAGAGUGUGUUGAAGAAGCUCAGAGGCACCACAGACGUGAGCGCUGACAUGCAGGAGAUGAAGGAGGAGAGCCGACAAAUGAUGAGGGAGAAGAAGGUGACCAUCCUGGGGCUGUUCCGCUCGCCUCUCUACCGUCAGCCCCUCUUAAUUGCUGUCAUCCUGCAGCUCUCCCAGCAGCUGUCUGGCAUCAACGCUGUAUUCUACUACUCCACUCGUAUCUUUGAGAAAGCUGGAGUCGAGCAGCCUGUCUAUGCCACUAUUGGAGCUGGUGUAGUCAACACAGCUUUCACUGUGGUGUCGCUGUUUGUGGUAGAACGUGCAGGACGUAGGUCUCUCCACCUGCUGGGACUGCUCGGAAUGGCUGGAUCCGCUGUCCUAAUGACUAUUGCCUUGGCUCUGCUGGAACAAUAUAAAUGGAUGUCAUACUUGAGCAUCGUGGCCAUUUUCGCCUUUGUUGCGUUCUUUGAGAUCGGACCGGGACCCAUCCCCUGGUUCAUCGUGGCUGAGUUGUUCUCUCAGGGACCCAGGCCUUCAGCCAUUGCUGUAGCUGGUUUCUCCAACUGGACUGCUAACUUCAUUGUGGGAAUGGGCUUCCAGUACAUAGAGGAGCUUUGCGGUCCCUACGUGUUCAUCAUCUUCACUGUCCUAUUGCUGAUGUUCUUCAUUUUCACGUACUUCAGAGUGCCAGAGACCAAGGGCCGGACGUUUGACGAGAUCUCUGCUGGUUUCCGUCAGACAGGUGCCACCGGAGGUGAAAAGCACUCACCGGAGGAGCUUAACAGCCUGGGAGCUGAUUCUCAGCUCUGAGGUUUUUUUGAAUUUCUAACAAACUCUUUCUCAGACCCGAAGAAGGAAUGAGAAGGGUCUACUAACUUGAAGUAGACUGAUCAGUUGGUAGAAUAAUUUUCACACUGUCACCACAUUUCGGGCGUUAUUACCGAACACAAGAGCCCUGUGUGAUUAUUAUUUUUUUUUUAUUUUUUAUUUUUCCCAACAUGACGUUUUCUGCUGCCCUUCCCAUGUCAUGCAAAGAAACAUGUGGGCACUAUGUCGCCUGGUGGAUGUGGAGAGGGGAGUUGAGGAUAGAUGGGGAAGCUUUUUAAUAUUUUAAAGAUAUUUUAAAGAUAUUUUAAAGAAGGAAAAAGAGUGUGUGCAUCAGUCAACCAACCUUUUUUAAACUUUUUUUCACUGAAUAUAUUACUGAUAUGUGCUUAUGCUCUGUCCUUUUUAUCCCAUUACAGUUACUUUAUUAUGUGAAGAGCGCUGCAGGUGUAGUUCACUGUGCGGAGUACUUGUUUUUAUCAUACUGUAAAGCUGUAUCACUGUAGACUCUAUCACUGUAGAUGCUGCGCAGCUCGAAUUUAUCUCUCCCCACCAGAUGGUGCACUGCCCUUUUAAAAAAGGUCCCAAUGCUCCACUGAUAAGGAAUAAAUUAUUUUUACCUUUUUAAGUUACUGACUACACAAAUAUGUUGGUGUAUUACUGUGAGGAUGCACCUAUAAAAGUGUAAUGCUCCAAAUAAUAUGAAUUGUUGUUACAUACUUACUCAUGCUGGACAAUAUUUUUUAUUGUUAGUCAAGAUGUCAUUUUUUAUCAUCAGUUUUAUUAUCUUGCAGACAAGACAAAGAAAUGUAUUUUAACACAAUUUUUACAAUUGAUAUUAAAGAUAUUUGACAUCAGCACAGAUGACUACCAGAGCACUGAACCUGGCAGUGAAUUCUUGAAUAAAUCAUUUGCCCAUUUUACUCUGACAUAAGUAUGCACUCACAAUCAGAAGCCUCGAAAGCCAAAAAAAAUGUUUUCACAAAACCAGAACAGUUGUGAGUUAAAGUGCCCACCUAAAAAAAACUCCUUUUCCUUCAGUCUUUAGCUAUAACACUUUGGAGCAGUUUCAGGACUGAAAGCUUCUGUCAGCGGACAAUCCUCACAAAUAUUUUUGAGUUGAGAUUACCUUCCAAAGAAUCUGGUGAAUUGGCUUGAAAGCUGUCUGGAUGAUAUCUGGAUGGCUCCUCUGGGAUGACAAAGAAUCUUCCAAAAAAAAUAAAAAUAAAAAUAGUGAUGAAUUAAUAGGGACCAAAAUAAAUGUCAGCCUUAUGGAAAGUUUUCAUCAUCCUGUUAAGUACUUGUCAUCCAUCUUGGGUCAAACUCCCUGUGUUCCUUGCACUCCGUAAUAGUCAUUAUGUCUUCUUGGAGGCGGACACAUAUUGAUAUGGUACAAGGUUUUUUUGCCUUGUGUGCUGAAUUCUGCAGUAUUGUUCUUUCUCUCUGUCUCCCUCUAUUUUGGUUGUGUACUAUACUGUAUACAGUUGGUGGUGAAAGAUAUAUAGUCUGCUGUCUGUGACUGCUGUAUCACUCGUUGACCCUUUCUUCUUUUUAAAUGCCUUUCGUUUGAGGAAAAUCUUUUUAGCUGCACUUUAUUAUUCACAGUAAUGUGUCUUUGUUACUGAAACAAAAACUUUGUAUCAGUUUUGCUUUUACUCACAGUGUGGAAUCUUUGUUACGGAAGAGAGACUGAAGUACUGCUGACAGAUUACUUGAUGUUUUUUCGAAAAUGAGUGGAAUUGUAUCAUUUUUUCAUAUCUAUUAUGGCCUGAUGUUGUAUGUGUACGUGCUCCAUACAGGCCAGUUUUGAGUCAAUAUAGUAAUAUUCAUUCAUCCAAACACAGCCCAGAAGUCAAAUUCCAUUUGAAUCAUUCCAUAAUCGGUUGUCAGUUAUUGUAAAUAGUAAAUUUUUAUAGUUUUUAGUCAUUGGAUGGGUGACCCAUCCUAGAAAGCACUGUAACAUCCACUCUCUGUGCCUUUCACCUAUUAUCACCAGCGAUAUUAUCUAAUGCCUCCAAUCCUCACACAGACUGAUGUCUGUUGCAAAUAUAAAAGCUGUAUUUUAUGUACAUAGAUUCACAAUUCUGCUUGGGCAUUUAAUUUUUAAUGUAGACUUUGAAAUCGUAUGGCACAGGUCGGUGGCCUAGACACAUGAUGUAAAUAUGAAACACACUACAGUCUCACCCACUCCAAAUUUAUAAAAUAUUUAACUUUUUUCGAUAGACAAAUGAAUGAUUAGCACUGUAGUCAUGUACAUCUCUAUGCGUUUAGCGUUCGUACUUCUGUUCCCUUUUGAUCUUACAUCUGAAGAUAUCUUGUGGCCUAAUAUUACUAAAAUGAUUUGAAUUCAGAUUUUACAUGUAAGAAUUGUGUUAAUGAGACGCAGUAGUGUUUUCAUUUUAGUGCACAGAGCAUAUUCUAAUGUUUGUAAUAAAAAAAAAUACAUCUGUGUGUAUGGAUCUGUGUUGGAAUGUGAACCCUCUUUUGGGGAAAUUUAAAUUGUGAUGGAUGCUGUCCUGAAUGGCUUUUGAGUCUUGUAUAUGUGGUUUAAUGGCUGAAUAAAAGAAUUCCUACAUACAGAUCUAAA